CACGAGAAGGGAGUCGAGAACUCGCACCAGAACCUCGACGCCAAGGACGAGAAGUCCAUUGCCAACAAGCUCGACCAGGCCUCCAAGCAGGACAAGCGCCAGGAGCAGGCCGAGCGUGCCAACAACGAGCCCCCCACUUGGGCCGCUGAGAGGCACGGCAACGAGCCUUCCAAGGGAGCCAAGAUCGAUGAGGCUCUCGAGGCUGAGGACCAGGCCAUCCUUGCCAAGAAGGAGGGCAAGAACUAA
This is a messenger RNA of Jaminaea rosea, 246 nucleotides long. RefSeq lists its product as hypothetical. The annotation marks the transcript as partial. The transcript has 2 exons. The record is from RefSeq and is a predicted model, not a curated record. NCBI's taxonomy places the organism in Eukaryota, Fungi, Basidiomycota, Exobasidiomycetes, Microstromatales.